This is a messenger RNA of Choloepus didactylus (southern two-toed sloth), 1077 nucleotides long. Its product is annotated as olfactory receptor 2G3-like. Bases 1 to 1077 code for a protein of 358 amino acids. Gene Ontology annotation, molecular function: olfactory receptor activity; G protein-coupled receptor activity. NCBI's taxonomy places the organism in Eukaryota, Metazoa, Chordata, Mammalia, Pilosa, Megalonychidae. Gene Ontology annotation, cellular component: membrane. The record is from RefSeq and is a predicted model, not a curated record. Gene Ontology annotation, biological process: G protein-coupled receptor signaling pathway. The transcript has 3 exons.
AUGGAAACAGCUUUUGAGUGUCUAGUCAAUGAAACAUACUAUGAAGAUCACUCUGGAAAAAUAAAAAAGGUCACCCAGAUGUUGAUUGGGAAAGAUAAUUCCACAUCUGGAGGAGGCUUCAUCUUGGUGGGCUUCUCCGAGCAGCCAGGGCUAGAGAGGAUCUUAUUUGUGCUCAUCUUGAUAUUCUACCUUCUAACACUCAUGGGCAAUGGGACCAUCAUUCUGGUCUCACGCCUGGACCCCCAUCUCCACACCCCCAUGUAUUUCUUCCUCACACAUCUCUCUUUUAUUGAUCUCAUUCAUGUGACUUGUAUCAGCCCUCAGAUGUUGGUUAACUUUGGAAGGCCAGACAAAUCCAUAAGUUUUGUUGGAUGUGUGGUCCAGCUUCUCAUCACGGUGGGUCUGGGGGUCACUGAGUGUGUCCUUCUGGCCAUGAUGGCCUAUGAUCGCUAUGUUGCUAUCUGCCAGCCCUUGCAUUACUUCACACUCAUGCCUCCACAGCUGUGCUGGGCACUGGCCGGCAUAUCCUGGUUUCUUGGUUUCAGCACCUCAUUGAUCCACACCCCUAUCACCAUGACCCUUCCCAGAUGUGGGCACCACCGGAUAAACCAUUUCUAUUGUGAGACACCCCCAAUGAUGGAGCUGGCCUGUGUGGACACCACAAACUACAAGAAGGAGAUUAUGAUCCUAAGUAGCAUCUUCCAUGUCUUUCCUCUAUCACUGAUCUUGGUCUCUUAUGGGCGAAUAGCCCAUAAUGUUUUGAGGAUAAAGACAUCUGGUGGGAGACAGAAGGCCCUUGGGACCUGUGGCUCCCAUCUUACGGUGGUGUCUAUUUUCUACAGUACUCUCAUCUAUGUGUACAUGACUCCAAAAUCAAAGUCCUCUCAGGAUGCAAAGCAGGCCCUCUGCCCCGGCCCUAAGCCUCCCGGCACCCUGAGUGCCCUGACUGCUGGGAGAGCCUCCUCACGUCUCACGCCCAUCACCGUCGAGGUGGGCACCAGCCUCGUCCGGGACACGCGUGGAUCCCUGUCUCAUCUCACCAUCUGGCAGAAAUGGGGCGAGAGAAAGGCUCUUUGA